AUGAUCUCCCACCUAGCAGCCCACCCCCUCCGCAUACCAGUCUCAACCCUCAAGCUCCUCGCAGCAUGUCAUUACUUCUGGACCCAACACUACCAAUGGGCUGACACGCAGGGCCCCUCCAUGGUUCCCACCUUUAGCGUGAGCGGCGACAGCGUCCUUGUCGACUUGACGCACGCUCGCAAUCGGCGAGGUCAGUUGCGCGUGGGCGACUUGGUGGUGUACCGGAUCCCGAUAUCUCCUGAUGCCAACGGGAUGAAGCGCAUCAUCGGCAUGCCGGGGGACUAUGUUGUCGCUGGGACACCGGGGGAGAGGGGGGAGGAGAGCAUGCUCCAGGUCCCUGAAGGACAUUGUUGGAUCGUAGGAGAUAAUCUGGCUGCGUCGAGGGACUCGAGAAUGUUUGGCCCUUUACCGCUCGCUCUCAUCCAGGGCAAAGUCACCGCCAAGGUUUUCCCCUGGGCUGAGCGUACCUGGUUCCAGAAUGCCAUGCAACCCGUGAGGAUAGACGGCUAA
This is a messenger RNA of Geosmithia morbida, 510 nucleotides long. Its product is annotated as mitochondrial inner membrane protease subunit 1. The transcript has 2 exons. Gene Ontology annotation, molecular function: serine-type endopeptidase activity. The record is from RefSeq and is a predicted model, not a curated record. Gene Ontology annotation, cellular component: membrane; mitochondrial inner membrane peptidase complex. Lineage: Eukaryota; Fungi; Ascomycota; Sordariomycetes; Hypocreales; Bionectriaceae. Bases 1 to 510 code for a protein of 169 amino acids.